Messenger RNA from Pogona vitticeps (central bearded dragon), 2763 nucleotides. It is a transcript of the gene CETP, whose product is annotated as cholesteryl ester transfer protein. Gene Ontology annotation, molecular function: phosphatidylcholine binding; cholesterol binding; cholesterol transfer activity. The record is from RefSeq and is a predicted model, not a curated record. Gene Ontology annotation, cellular component: high-density lipoprotein particle. Gene Ontology annotation, biological process: triglyceride metabolic process; low-density lipoprotein particle remodeling; cholesterol metabolic process. NCBI's taxonomy places the organism in Eukaryota, Metazoa, Chordata, Lepidosauria, Squamata, Agamidae.
GUACCAGUGGCCAGUGCCCUCCUUCCAGCAGAAGAGACGGUGGAGGUUAGGCGCUCCUGCGCUCUGACAUUUCUAGCGGACUCCAGUUUGGGAAAUUAGUAGAAGAGGAUGCCAAUAUUCCUGGCACUUUCCAUGGUUCUCUUCAGCAAGGUCUUGGCCGGCACUGCUGAUCCGCCCUCUUUCAGGGACACCGGACUCGUCUGUAGAAUCACUAAGCCGGCCGCUCUCCACCUGAACGAGCAAACGUCGCAGGUGAUCCAAGCGGCCUUCCAGCACGCCGACUAUCCAGAUAUCGAAGGGGAGAAGUCCAUGCGCUUUGUGGGCAAGAUUGCCUACGGAUUGACGAACAUCCAUGUCAACAGCCUGUCCAUAGAAAGCAGCAGCGUUGACUUCCGGGAAGAUGAUGCCAUUGCUAUCGAAAUCCAGAACGUCUCGGCCUCCUUCAAAGGAACCUUGACCUAUGGCUUUGUGGGCACCUGGCUGGUGAAACUCCUCCACGCCAUUGAGUUUGAGAUCAAUUCCUCCAUCGACCUCCUGAUAAACACUAAGCUGAGCUGUGACCACGGCCGGGUGGUGGUGGACACCUCCGAUUGCUACCUGACUUUCCACAAGCUGGUCUUGCACCUCCAGGGAGACAAAAACCCUGGAUGGCUCAAACGGCUUUUUACGAAUGUCAUCUCAUUUACCUUGAAGCUGGUUAUGAAAAACCAGGUCUGUAAAGAAAUCAAUGUCAUUGCUCAGAUGCUGGCGGAUCUUUUUCAAGACACAGCUGCCAAUUUCCUGCAAGAUGGAGAUAUUGGUGUGGAUGUCUCUCUGAUAUCAUCUCCAGUUAUCCAAGCAACUUACCUGGAAUCCCAUCAUAAGGGCCUUUUGCUGUAUAAAAAUUAUUCCGCCGUCUUCCGUGACUCUGCAUUCACACCGUCUCUACUGUCCGAGUCUCGAAUGCUCCACUUCUGGUUUUCAGACCACGUCCUCAACUCUCUGGCCUUGGCAGCCUUUCUAGAUCAGCGGCUGGAACUGAUGAUCACCGGGGAAGAAUUACAGGAAAUAUUUGAAAGCGAGGAACUGGAAAUUCACCGGGAGAUUGUGCAAGAGAUUUUCCAGGGCACCCCCUACAAUGACUCCAGAGCGAAAGUCUGGAGCCUGGAGCCUCCUCAGAUUGCCCUCCAGCCCGAAGGCACCGUGGUGAAGUCGUCCGUGGCCGUGGAACUGGUGGUUUCCUCGCAAGGAGAAGAACCCUCGACGGUUUUGUACUUUGAAAAGGACGUAACUGCCUUGAUCCAGGCUUCGUAUGUACAAAAAAGACUGACCUUGCUUCAAUCUCAUGCCAUGAUAGAACCCAGAAGAUUUAAGUUUUCUCCAGAUAUAGCUGUGAAUGAGGAGACUCUGAGGGACAUUUUGGAGAAGAUCAUUACAAUCACUGGGAUUCCCAAAGUGGUUUCAAGAAUUGAAGCAGCUGUAACUUCACUGAUGAACAGCAAAGGACUUCACCGCAGUGAUAUAAUUAAUCCUGAGAUAAUCACCGAAAAGGGAUACUUCAUUGUCCAACUGGACUUUGAUCUCCCCCACCACCUGCUGAGAGAUUUUCUCAAGAGAACUCUAUAGAAGGAUCUUCUCAAGAAGGACAUAUGUGAUCUGGUGGCCCAGGACUGAUGGAGAGCUGUAGAGCAUUUUUGACUGUUUCCCCUGUAACCCUUUACAUGUGUCUCCUCCUGCCAGGACUGGGGUUCCAUAUUUGGGGGUGACGCAGAAAUAGAGCAAAACUUUUAUUUCAACGCUUGCAAUAUCGACUCCUCUGGAAAGUGUGUGAGGACGCCUGAGAGGUGGUUUAUGAAGCGGCAGUUGCACAGCAACAUUAUGGUGUAGGAUGGUGAAGAGAAGAUCAUUUCCUGUCUACAGCUCUGCUGUGCUAGUCUGUAUUGGAAAUAAUCAUACAAGAGUCUUCCCCACACAGAAUUUGUUCCACUGCAAGAACUGGAUUCUGCACUGGAAAUUUCCUUGACAUCUGGACAAUAUUUCUUAAAUCUUUUAAAAUGAGUUCCUGCCCCCUUUUCUCCCCUUCCAAAGCCAAGAUUUUUUUUUUGAACCUCUUUGUACCAGGUGUGGAGUUUAGCGCUAUGUGUGGAGUUUAGCGCUAUAGCACUUCCCUGAUACAACAAUGUCUUCAAGUGGGAGCAUCCUGGUCCGAAGGUUUUUGCCCGACGAGCACUGCGACGUCACUCUGCUGAAAGAAAAUGUUCCAGAACUGCAGUGCGGACAUUGGGACUAAGGCAGUUUAGGUGGUCCCAAAGGAAGCCACCGGCUGGCAGAGGAAGAAGGGUCCGAAGGGAAAAGUGGGGCAGGUGGGAGAAUCAGAGACCAGGUUUUGGAUGUGGAAAAUGGCAAGAUGUCGAAAUGUGGCCCACUGGAGGGAAAAGUCCUCCACUGGAAGGCUCUGAAACCUAGGCCUAGUUUCCUGUUCCGAAGGAAAGCUCCCAGCUGGCACCAGGGCAGGGACAGGAAGCUUGGAUGAAACUAGGCCUAGCACUAAGUCUCAAAGCCUUCCGGUUUGAGCAAUUUAGAGAAGCCGAGAGGGAUGUGUUUGCAAGGUGUCCUUAAGGAAGGUAGAAUUCCCAGUUUGAACCUCCUGGCCUCUGCUGUAUCCUCCCGGGAUAAAGAACAGCCAUUUUCCAACCAGUUUUCAAAAUGUCUUUCGUUUUUCAGAUUUGAACACGGUCUGAUUUUUGUUCCCUGAACGUAAAUUGAAGCUUCCAACUGACUCUA